Molecule: messenger RNA, 1773 nt
Organism: Penicillium brasilianum
Lineage: Eukaryota; Fungi; Ascomycota; Eurotiomycetes; Eurotiales; Aspergillaceae
Source: the annotation of a GenBank genome assembly
AUGCUCUUCUUCGGCACUCGUUGCGAGCGUUUAUGCAUGAUUCAAUUCUCUCUCAUUUCUCUAAUACCCGGUCUCAUCAAUUCUCUUCAAGACUGCGCGGAUCCUUCAUUUGACAGUUAUGCGGAGACCGUUGAGAAACCGACUUCGCUCAAGACGAGUGAUCGAAGCUCUUUGUUGGCAUAUAUGGGUCUGCCAUUGCAAAUUUUCGGCAAGGGAAGCAUGUUCGGACCGUACACUCCUCUGCAGCAGCUGGAUCUGCUGGCCGAUGAUGGGACCAAGUCAUACGUGGUGGGAUCAACAAAUUCUCUGCUAUUACAACAGAAGGACCGCUAUAGUGACAUUUUAAUCAACCUUGACGAAGACAGCAUCAGCAUCUCAUCCUUGCCGCUCCGCAAUGCACUCAUCCUCUCCGUAGCCGACAGGCGCUGGAUCGAUCUUCUCACUCAGAUCGUCAACGACACAUGGGAUGAAUCUCACCCAUCACGACCCAAGACUCUUGGUUUCAUGGGCUCGGAAGAGUUCAUUCGACUUCAAUUCGAAGAGUACCUGCUCGCACUCCUAUCAUGCAUGAAAUACCACGAAGAACUCAACUCAUUUUCCUCUGGCGACUCUCCCCACCGGAGCAGAGCGCAACUCCAAACCUUUAAUAUCGAGGGCGAUCCCGCCCUUGAUUUUAACGCGGAUUUCCUUGCUCAAUGGCAGAAAACUUCUAAUUACGCGCUUUUCUCAAAGUUGACCUCGGAUGCACUCCUUUUCUCCAUCACCGAGCCACGACACCCUAGUGCCGGUGGCUUGACUAUGGAAGACGUCCAACGCCGAUUGUCCCAACAAGUCGCCGAGCUCCAUCUCGACGAACGAGUCCGUGAGGGCAGAGAAGCACUCAACCGCCACUUGUCAACGGGUCAAAAAAAAGUAAGCGCCGCUUUCAACAGCUUCUGGUCCGAUAUCGAGUCCAUGCGCGAAGCCCAAAGAAAACGCAACGAAGAGAAAGCUUCACAAUCAACACGUACCUCAAUCGACAAAGAAGGACCCACUUCCCCACAACCAGCAUCAACGGAAUCUACAUCCGAAGCUGCUGGAUCUUGGUUUGGAGCCCGCCAACGACCAUCCAUCGACGUAACCCAAGCACAAGCCUCCGUCACUGCCGCCAGCCAAAAAGCCGGAGCCUACUUCAGCUCAUGGGGCUCAUGGGCAAGCGACAAGCGGCGCGAAUGGCAAGAAAAGCGCAGUCCCUCGCCCAGUCCGAAACCCAACCCCGGCAUGACCGCAUCACCAUCCACACCAGUCUUGUCUACCGUCAGCGAAACCGUCUUCGACUCGGACCGCGGCCGUCGUCGCUCAAUGCAGCGACACAGCGAAGACGCGGAAGGUCUAUCACGUAGUUUGAGCCGUCGAAAGCGAUGGAGUAACAUCAUUCUCCGUCGUGAAAGCGGCGAGUUCAAGCGCGAGGAAUCCGAUGCCGCCGAUAUGCCAUUCCCAAAGUCCCCCUUAUCCCAGGGAUUCCCGGCACACGGCGCCGAAGCGGAGAAGAAGAAAGCCGAGCUGAGCGCGCAACAGGAUAAGCCUCUUCCCCAGCCGCGUGCAGAUGACGAUGGGUUUACUUCCGUCUCUCUGACACCCCAUGAGGGCCUUCGUGGGGACAUGAGCCCCGGGAAAAGCGAGUCUGCUACCGUAUCUGCAGAUGAUUCCGCAGCGGUGCUUCCUGUCAAGCAGGAAGAGCAUGCUUCCGACCUACCCAAGGACUCCGUCAAGGAGUCUGUCAGCACUCAGUGA